ACUAGCUAUCUAUUUUACAUUGGGUAGUGUAUAUAUGUCAAUGCUACUCUCUCACUUCGUCCCAGCUUACCCUUCCCCCUCCUCGUUUCCUCAAGUCCAUUCUCUAUGUCUGCAUCUUUAUUCCUGUCCUGCCCCUAGGUUCAUCAGAACCAUUUUUUUUUUUUUAGAUUCCAUAUAUAUGUGUUAGCAUACGGUGUUUGUUUUUCUCUUUCUGACUUACUUCACUCUGUAUGACAGUCUCUAGGUCCAUCCACCUCACUACAAAUAACUCAAUUUUGUUUCUUUUUAUGGCUGAGUAAUAUUCCAUUGUAUAUAUGUGCCACAUCUUCUUUAUCCAUUCAUCUGUCGAUGGACACUUAGAUUGCUUCCAUGUCCUGGAUAUUGUAAAUAGUGCUGCAAUGAACAUUGCGGUACAUGUCUCUUUUUGAAAUAUGGUCUUCUCAGGGUAUAUGCCCAGUAGUGGGAUUGCUGGGUCGUAUGGUAGUUCUAUUUUCAGGUUUUUAAGGAACCUCCAUACUGUUCUCCAUAAUGGCUCUAUCAAUUUACAUUCCCACCAACAGAGCAAGAGGGUUCCCGUUUCUCCACACCCUCUCCAGCAUUUAUUGUUUGUAGAUUUUUUGAUGAUGGCCAUUCUGAGUGGUGUGAAGUGGUACCUCAUUGUAGUUUUGAUUUGCAUUUCUCUAAUGAUUAGUGAUGUUGAGUGUCCUUUCAUGUGUUUGUUGGCAAUCUGUAUAUCUUCUUUGGAGAAAUGUCUAUUUAGGUCUUCUGCCCAUUUUUGGAUUGGGUUUUUUGUUUUUUUUGAUAUUGAGCUCAUGAGCUGCUUGUAUAUUUUGGAGAUUAAUGCUUUGUCAGUUGCUUCGUUUGCAAAUAUUUUCUCCCAUUCUGAGGGUUGUCUUUUCGUCUUAUUUAUGGUUUCCUUUGCUGUGCAAAAGCUUUAAGUUUCAUUAGGUCCCAUUUGUUUAUUUAUUUUUUUAUUUCCAUUUCUCUAGGAGGUGGGUCAGAAAGGAUCCUGAUCUGACUUAUGUCAUAGUGUUCUACCUGUGUUUUCCUCUAAGAGUUUUAUAGUGUCUGGCUUUACAUUUAAUGCAUUUCACACAUGUGAGUUUAAAUUUCUCAGUAGCUACAUUAGGAAAAUAAAAAGAAACAAGUGAAAUGGAUUUUAAUGAUUUAUUUAUUUAACCCAGUAUAUCCAGAGUAUGAUCAUUUCAAAAUGUAAUCAGUAUAAAAAUUAUUAAUGAAAAAAAAUUAUUAAUGAAAUAUUUUACAUUCUUUUUUCAUACUGAAGUCUUCAAAAGCCGGUGUGUAUUUUACCUGUACAGCUCACCUCAAUUUGGACUAGCUACCUUUCAAGUGCUAAUAGCCACAUCUAACUAGUGACUGUCAAACAGGGCAGGUCUAGAGGAUAAAGUCCUACCUCCUUAACCCAAUAUUCCUCCCCAAUAUGAUCCGACUUUUCCAGUCUCGUCACCUAUUACCUCUGUACAUGAAACAAUUAAACAAUUUGGAUAUUUUCUUGGUACUUCAUAAUUUUGUUCAGAUGGUUUGAUGGUUCCUCUUGCUUAUAACAUCAUAGCUCUUUUCUUCCUCCUAUCAGUUUUAUUCCUCCUUUAAGACCUAUCUGUUCCAUCAAGUCUUUUAUGGUGGCCCAGUCCUUAGAAAUUACUUCCUCCUCUCAACUUUCAUAGCAGUCCUGGGUGUACUCCACAUUUGUACUCAUCCUAAACCACAGUGUAUUGUUACACACUUUCAGAUGUAUUUCUAAUUUCCAAAUCAGAUUGUAAACUCUCUGAGGGCAGGAACAUCUCUCAGAGAAACUAAGCACCUGCUUUGCUGCCACAUUCUCUGGAAUUCUAAUGAUGUGUGUCUACAGUAGUUUUGUUUCUCACUAUUUUAAGAAGGUAAUUUAUUCAUUUUAAUGUAAAGCAAAUAUAACAUAAAUAUAAACUGUGUUAGCAUAAUGGUUAUGAGCAUGAACUCUGGGGUGAGACUGCAUAGGUUUGAAUCCAGAUUCUGCCUUGUACUGGUUAAAUGAACACUUUAAGUUAAUUAAUCUCUGUGCCUUAGUUUCUUCCUCUAUAAAAUAGAGAUAAUAAUAGUAUCUCCUUCAUAGGUUUGUUGUGAGGAUUAAAUGAGUUAAUAGUGUCUGAAAGUAAGUACUCAGUAAAGAUUAGGUAUUGUUAUUAUUAAUAAUGAAAUAUUUGUUGCUCAGUUUUGAUAUAUUAGAACAUUAAGAAUUCAUAACAGUAUUUUAGGAGUUUCCAAACAGAGCAAAUGAAAGCCACAAACUAUUGAAUUGGAAAAAUGAAACCAAACCCAAAUGUUUGUUGAACUGUAGUUUGCCAGAUGCAUUAGAAGCAUGGGCAGAAACCUCUUAAUUCCUGUGUCAUCAGCGUCUAACGUAAGCCAAGAAGGCAUACAUUAACUAUUUGAUUUCAAGAUGAUUCAUCAAGUACUAUAUCUAGAGCUAGAUAUAGAUGUAGAUAUAAAUAUAGUUAUAUAGAUAUAGCAGAGGUUUGAGACCAUUUGUUGUAGUGAUAGCAAUCACAUUCUUAUUCAAUUUAUCACUUUAGUACUUGCCUGCACAUAAACUUACUAAUGUCCACCGUACAUUAACAAAUUCUUACCUUGAGAUCAUAUUAGUAAAUUGUGCUUCUUAUUGAUGGAUAUUUGCCAUAUAUGCAGCAUACUUCUGUUAAUUAUUUCUUAGCCUAGGAUUAUACUGAUAUUUACUUAGCUCUGUCUACUGGUUUCAUUACCAACUCUUCUUUAAUUUCCUUGAUCUUAUUAUCUCUGAAUUUUUAGGAUUUUUAUAUCAGUGAACUAAGCUAUAUUUAUUUUUAUUUAUUUAUUUACUUAUUUUUUUCCGGUACGCGGGCCUCUCACCGCUGUGGCCUCUCCCGUUGCAGAGCACAGGCCCCGGAUGCACAGGCCCAGUGGCCAUGGCUCACGGGCCCAGCCGCUCCGUGGCAUGUGGGAUUCUCCUGGACCGGGGCACAAACCCGCAUCCCCUGCAUCGGCAGGCGGACUCUCAACCACUGCGCCACCAGGGAAGCCCUAAGCUAUAUUUAUUUUUAAGUACCACGGAAUAUUAUGGUUAUACACUGAAAUUAGAUGAUUGCCCCUAGAGCAACUUAAGAGUCUAUUGGCUAGCGAUGAGAUUAAAAAAAACCACAAAAACAAAACCACAAUGACAUAGUACAUAUAUAGCCUUCAUUCACUUAUUCAUUCACUCAACAAAUAUUUGUUGUCUACUAGGUGUCCCACGCUGUUACAAGAAACACAAGACAGAGUUGGCUGUAGCCCUCUCAAAAUCUUAAAGUUUAUCUGGGUAGACAGACAAGCAACUGAAAUAACUGUGCCAAGUCCUUUGCCAGAGGAAAUACAGGUUAUUUAAUUGCCGCAGUUAAUAACUUGCAGUUAUGUGAAUAGAAUUAGGCAGAUUACUUGACUGAUUGAAAUCUUUGAAUCAAAAUGAGGCUAAUCCAGGAAGAUACAUGGAAGUGCUAAGUUUUAAAUAAUGCUGUGGCAGAGAGGAGAGAUGAAUGAGUAGAAUUAGAGAAAUUUCCUUUUUUUUCUUUUUUCUUUUUUUUUUGGCCAAUUAUCUUAAAGGUCUAGACAGUAUUGAGAAUCAGCUGUAAUGAACAGUCCUAUCUCAUCUUUCGGAAGUGGUUUUUCAUUUUUGCAUUUUUUCCUUUCUCUGAUUGUCUUCACUUGAUCUAUUCUCUCUUUUGUCUUUCAGCAGUAAUCAUCAGUGAACAUUCAUUGAGUUUAAGCAAGGCAGUGCACUAAGCAGAGGAGACAAAGAGCUGACAAUGACAGAAGAUCACAGAGCAGCGCUUUCUCAGUCUCCUUUGUCACCCUUGACUAAAGCCACGGAGGUAUCACAACGAAGCAACCCUGAAGACACCUUCAAUGGGGAUACCGUUCACCCAAUUUACAAAUAUAUUUCGAAUGAUUUACCAAGAGAGUUUAUGUCAUCCCAGGCAAAAGCAGUUAUUAAACCUACUGAAGAUUAUUUGCAGCCUCAGUUUGGCCCCAACAGACUUUUACAUUCAGCGGCAGCAUCAGAAGGGUCAGGACUUCAAGAUUGCUCCACACAUCAAACAGCAUCAGAUCAUAGCCAUGAUGAAAUAUCAGACCCAGAUAGCUACAAAUCAAACAGUAAAAACAAUUCUUUUUUUAUAUCAGCAUCCAAGAGAAACAGACCUGUCCGUGCUCCAGUGGGUCAACUGAGAGUUGCAGAGUCCUCUUCUUUAAAAUUUAAGUUGCACCAGGAUUGGCAUAGAUUGUCUCAAAGAUACAAACUUCAACCCAGAGUGAUUAGAGUAACAGCUUACAAAAAUGGAUCUAGAACAGUUUUUGCCAAAGUUACUGUACCAACCAUCACCUUGUUGCUGGAGGAGUGCACGGAAAAGCUGAAUCUGAACAUGGCUGCACGACGAGUAUUCUUGGCAGACGGCACUGAAGCCCUCGAACCCGAAGACAUACCCUGUGAAGCCGAUGUUUAUGUUUCAACGGGAGAGCCCUUUUUAGAUCCAUUCAAAAAAAUUAAAGUUGUUGCUGGGACACGGAGUAGAGCAGGUGGCAGAUGUGCCUCGUCUUUUGAGAAAAGAAAUUGUAGACCAUCUGUUGUUAAUGAAGAAAGUAACUUGGACAAUGAAUGGGCUGAUGCUUCCUACUGAUCUCAAAAUACGGAAAACCAAGCCUGUUCUUUCUAUUAGAAUGAAGAAACUUACUGAGAAGACCUCAGUCCGAAUUCUUUUCUUUAAGAAUGGCACGGGGCAGGAUGGGCAUGAGAUUACAGUGGGAAAGGAAACAAUGAAAAAGGUAAUUUUGUAUUAAAUAUUGAAGUAUAAAUUAAAUUUCAAAGUUUU
Messenger RNA from Orcinus orca (killer whale), 4874 nucleotides. RefSeq names its product doublecortin domain-containing protein 1. The transcript is spliced from 7 exons. The coding region runs from base 3813 to 4682 and encodes 289 amino acids. Lineage: Eukaryota; Metazoa; Chordata; Mammalia; Artiodactyla; Delphinidae. The record is from RefSeq and is a predicted model, not a curated record. Gene Ontology annotation, biological process: regulation of mitotic cytokinesis; intracellular signal transduction. Gene Ontology annotation, molecular function: microtubule binding.